AUGGCGAAGAAGAUGGUAGAGGAUGAACAGACCCAAUCCACAAACCCCAACCCCAACCCCAAUUCCUCAAUCCCGAACCCCCCGACCCCAAUCCCCCUGAAUCCCACCCCAACCCCUAAACUCCCAAACCCCACUCCCCACUCCGCAACCCCAAUCUCUUGUACCCCAUCCCAACCCCCAACUCCUAAACCCCAAAUCCCGAAUCCUCCAACCAUUCCAUAUGAACCCCAAUUCCUCAAUCCAAACCCUAUUCCCAAAUUCCCCAACCCCCAAACGCCACUCCCCAACCCCCAACUCCUAAACCCCAAAACCCCGAAUCCUCCAACCCCAUUCCAUGAAUCCCAAUUCCUCAAUCCUGAACCCUAA
Molecule: messenger RNA, 366 nt
Organism: Penaeus vannamei (Pacific white shrimp)
Lineage: Eukaryota; Metazoa; Arthropoda; Malacostraca; Decapoda; Penaeidae
Source: RefSeq, a predicted model, not a curated record